AACAACAGGUGACUCACUCAAUAGCAAAUAAAUAAGCCAGAGCCGCAGCGUGAAUCACAGAAUCACCAGCACCACCGGGUGUCUUGCGGUCUGUUGUGGUUGCCACCGCGGUCGUCCUACCUUGGGGGACACAUCAGCGCCUCGUCACCUUGAAAAUUCCACCUUUCUUCCUCAACAUCGGCCCUCCUUCAAUUGUUCAUUUCUACAAACCCUCCGUCCUGGCAUCCUCCGAAUUAUCCGAACCCUGUUGAUGGAGAUGCGGUCUUACGAUGCCAACCUGGGUAUUUCUGUCCCGAUAAGUGGAUGGUACCAGCCGAUCAUACUGGCUUUGGGCGCUCUCGGGGGUUUGGCGACCGUGGCAGAUGUAGCGUGGAAAUUGUACACCAAGUUCUGGAAAACCAGGAUACCCAAGGACGAGGAUGAAGCGCAUGAUACGGAUAUCGAGAAACUGAUGCGAGAAAUCACAACCCUGUCUUGCCAGUUGUAUGAGAGAACCAAAGAAGCCGACGUUGCCCUCGAGGUGGAGUACCUGCUUGAGAAUACCAAACUCAAUAGGCAACGUCGCUCGCGACUUGAAGAGAAAAUCACGCUGCUCGAAAUUUGGCAGGAAGAAAUCACCCGGCUUCAAACACGGCUCAACUACCACGAGCUAGAUCUUCGAGAUAUAGUAGACCGUUGCAAGGCAGCCGUCGUGGACCUAAACAGAACGAUUGAGGCCCAUGGAUCGAACAGACAUGGACUGUACGGCAAGGCUUGAAGAUGACAGUUUUGGCUGGCUUGAUGGAGGUA
This is a messenger RNA of Ilyonectria robusta, 789 nucleotides long. RefSeq lists its product as uncharacterized. The transcript is spliced from 2 exons. NCBI's taxonomy places the organism in Eukaryota, Fungi, Ascomycota, Sordariomycetes, Hypocreales, Nectriaceae. The record is from RefSeq and is a predicted model, not a curated record. Bases 251 to 757 code for a protein of 168 amino acids.